This is a messenger RNA of Heterobasidion irregulare TC 32-1, 1008 nucleotides long. RefSeq lists its product as uncharacterized. Gene Ontology annotation, biological process: barbed-end actin filament capping; actin cytoskeleton organization; cell morphogenesis. Lineage: Eukaryota; Fungi; Basidiomycota; Agaricomycetes; Russulales; Bondarzewiaceae. The record is from RefSeq and is a predicted model, not a curated record. Bases 69 to 923 code for a protein of 284 amino acids. The transcript has 5 exons. Gene Ontology annotation, cellular component: F-actin capping protein complex; cytoplasm. Gene Ontology annotation, molecular function: actin filament binding.
CAACAAACUUCAUCGUUUUAUCGUCAACUGUUUAAUCACACCCCGUAUCAUUCCCUCGAACCGUCACUAUGGGCGACCUCGUUGAUUCCAUGCUUGACCUCCUACGACGGCUUCCCCCAACACAAAUCGAAGAGAAUGUGUCCGCACUAGUACAGAUCUGCCCAGACUACGCGGAUGAUCUCCUUGGAAGCGUUGAUCAGCCACUAAAGCUGAAGGUGGACAAGGCGACGGGAAGAGAGUAUCUUGCUUGCGACUACAACAGGGAUGGGGAGAGUUACAGAUCACCAUGGUCGAACGAGUAUGAUCCGCCGCUUGAUGAUGGCACCGUUCCGUCGCCCAAACUUCGCAAGUUGGAGAUCGCGGCCAACGAGGCGUUCGACACCUACCGCGAAAUGUACUUCGAGGGCGGUGUGUCUUCAGUGUUCCUGUGGGAUCUCGACGACGGUGGCUUCGCCGGCGUUGUGCUCCUGAAGAAGACUCUGAACCCGAUAUCACCAUCCGAACCAUCAGGUAGCUGGGACUCCAUACAUGUUUUCGAGGCCGCAGAACGAGGACGUCAGGCACACUAUAAGCUCACAUCGACGAUCAUGUUACAGCUAAUCACAAAACGAAGUGAUGAUGGCAUAGCACCGAGUACAGGCAAAGAAGGAGAGAGCUGGAAGCGCGACGGAGAAGUCAGUUUGAGCGGGAGUAUGACGCGACAGACGGAGCAGGACCACUCGCUGCAGGACGCGAAUUCUCAUAUCACCAACACAGGCCGUAUGAUUGAGGAGAUGGAAAUCAAGAUGCGCAAUCUCCUACAGGAGGUCUACUUUGGAAAGACGCGCGACAUUGUAUACGACCUUCGCAGUACAGAGAAUCUGGAGAAAGCGAGGAGACAGCGAGAGUUACAGAAAGAGCUGGUUGGGUUUAUCAAGAGAUAGAAGUCUACGACCAUGCCGGGCGCUAGAAUGAAAGGACUUGAUAUUACAAGUGGACCCGUUGAAAUACAUCACAGCAUUCUCAGAU